Molecule: messenger RNA, 2292 nt
Organism: Lemur catta (Ring-tailed lemur)
Lineage: Eukaryota; Metazoa; Chordata; Mammalia; Primates; Lemuridae
Product: ankyrin repeat domain-containing protein 26-like
Exons: 11
Coding region: 40-2211 (723 amino acids)
Source: RefSeq, a predicted model, not a curated record
UUAAAGGUUGAAGAAAAGGAGAAGCACAAAAGCAAUAAAAUGGCAGCAUCAGAAAACCUAUGUGAUGGUGCUGGUGAUGACAGUGACGAUGACACAUUACUUCAAGAAAGAAAGAGUAGAAAAACUGACAGUUGGCAAUUUCCUAGGAUGGAGAAUGAAGUGUGUGAUAGGCCUUCCAAGAGAACACCUAAUGAAAAGAACAAGGUGAAAGAACAAAUACAGUCUAUGAGUGACCAUGAUGACUUAACUUGGUCAUCUGCAACAGCCCCAGAGGAUUAUUUUGUUAUCCUAUUGAAAAUGCAAGAUGCCAUUCUUUCCCAGCAAAGAUUAGUAGAACUUAAAAGCAAUGAGUGUGAAAGACUCACAAUAAAAAUUGGAAAAAUGGAAAACGAGGUUAGCGUUCUGCAAGAUGAGCUCUAUGAAGCCAAAAAAAUAAUGUCACAGUUAAAUUAUGAAAAAGCCGUAUGGGAAUGUGAACUCUCUACUUUGAGAUGUACCUUAAAAGAAGAAGGAGAGAAGAGAAGAAAUGCUGAUCUGUUAUAUGAAAACACUCGAGAAGAGAUAAGAAAAAAGGAAGAGGAAUGCAGGAAAGAAGUUGAAAUGAAACAACAAGCUGAAGAGUCUGUCAAAACACUGAAUGCAGAAAUGAAUAUAUUAAGAAACUAUUUGUCUGAGCUUGCAGAAAAGUACAACAAGAGUCAGAGGCAGCUAUAUGGAGGGCGGAAUAUUUAUCAGAGUUAUGAAAAAGAACGAUUUCUCAUGCGUACAAAUGACAUGUUGCAUGAAGAAAUAGCCAUGCUACAAAUGGAAAUAGCCACAAUAAAAUAUCAGAAUGAGGAAAAAGAAAAUAAGUAUAUCAACCACAUUAAAAUUGUGGAAGAAGUGAAUGAGAACCUUCAAAUGACCAUGAAAAAGAAUGUGGAAAAGUUAACAGACACAGUAUCUCAGUAUAGUGACCAGCUUAAUGCUCUGGCAUGUGAGAAUGCCUUGCUAAAUGCUCAACUACAAAAUGAAAAAGAGAGCAAGGAACAACUGCAAGCAGAACUUGAAUCCUGCAGUUCUAGACUGACUGCUGCAAUACAUGAUCAAUACGUUGAUCAAAUUCUGAUGUCAGGAAGAGACAUCGAAAUGUCUUUCCAGAGAGCAGGACAUGAGUGGUUUUUCUUACGGAAUGAAAUAAAUGUACCUGUGUCUGAUCUCAAAGAAAACCAUGAGAUUUUUGGUCAAAACUGUUCUAAGGCUCAAAGUCAAAUCGGUAGCCUGGAAGAUGAGCUCCAUAGCACAAGAAAUGUUCGGAGAGAUAACACUCUGUCUUUGGAAUGUGUCCAAAGACACCUCUACCAAACAGAAUGUCAAAUGGAAAAGAUCAAUCAAAUGUAUGAAAAUGAACAAUAUCAAGUGAAGAAAUACAUUGGACAACAGGAAUAUCUAGAGAAGAGAAUAUCUGAACUAGAAAGAGGAAAUAUGUUGCUUCGAGAGCAACUGGUGUACGCUCACAGCAGAGCAGAGCAUAAAGAGGAGACACUGAUGAAUAUGCGAGAGCAAUUUCAAGAUACUGUGAAAAACCUUCUAGCUGAGAACGGAAAGCAAACCCGUCUGCUAGAAGAUAGAAUUAAGCAGUUAAUCGGUGAAUGCAAUCAGUUGAAAGAGAGGCUGUAUCAAAAUGAAAAAGGGAAACCAGAAGAAGCACAAGCAGCAUCGGAAGAAUACAGACGACAGUUGAGAGAGAAUCAUCUGGCUGCAAUAAGCAGUCAGGGGGAAUUCAGAAUGAACAAUCUUGAAUCCCAAGUCUCCAAUAUGACAACUGCUCCAGAAGAUUUUCAUUGUAUUGAACUGGAAAAAUAUAAACACUUCUAUCAAUUAGAGUUAGAAGACAGAAAAUACUUGCCAAAGAAACUAAAAAUAGCUACUGAGAGGCCAGCAGCGUUCAGUAGCAGUCUUGUUGCAGAGACACAGGAGACCAGAAGUUUCUCUGGCCCUUGUACAAUGAGCACAGAGUCAGCUUCUGCUGGAACUGUUGUUGAUGGGUUAGGUCUUCACAGAGAAUUUCCUGGAAGAGAAUACUCACUGUUUUCUUCUUCCUGCCCAUGGACUUUAGAUACCAGCUUGAAGAAUAACUUGAGUGAGAUGCAGCAGGAGUUGGAAGAAAUAACUGUAGGACUAGAAGUAGGUGCUGCUGGAUACAGUCCUCUAGAAGAGUUUCUCCUCUAGGAUACAUUAAUGAGUCAAGUCUAAAUGAAUAUAUUCUUUGGAAGGCAUCUCAACAAUAUAUGCCAAUUUUUUUUAAAAUUA